AUGAGUACAACAGUAAAAUUAUCCAAAGAUGAAUAUGGAGUAAAGGUAGAUCCAACACUUUAUAGAAGUAUGAUUAGUAGUUUGCUUUAUCUUACUGCUAGUCGUCCUGAUAUUUGUUUUAGUGUUGGUGUGUGUCCUCGUUAUCAAGGAAAUCCCAUGGAAUCUCAUAUUACUGUUGUGAAAAGAAUCAUUCGCUAUGUAAAUAGCACUCUUGAUUUUGGGAUUUGGUUUUCCAAGGACACGAAUUCUAACUUGGUUUGUUUUAGUGAUGCUGACUGGGCAAGUAAUGCUGAUAAUCGAAAAAGCACUAGUGGAGGAUGUUUCUAUCUGAGAAACAAUCUUGUUUCAGGGCACAGCAAAAAACAAAACUCAAUUUCUCUGUCAACUGCAGAAGCUGAGUACAUUGCUGCGGGUAGUUGCUGUACCCAACUGUUAUGGAUGAAACAAAUGAUGGUGGUUGGGUGUGACAGACAAAGGACUGCACUGGAACUUGCGGCGCCAGGUGUGAAGAAGGUGCUUGCAGUGUUGGAGCUUGUCGGUGCUUGGGUGUGA
This is a messenger RNA of Humulus lupulus (European hop), 552 nucleotides long. Its product is annotated as secreted RxLR effector protein 161-like. The record is from RefSeq and is a predicted model, not a curated record. NCBI's taxonomy places the organism in Eukaryota, Viridiplantae, Streptophyta, Magnoliopsida, Rosales, Cannabaceae. The coding region runs from base 1 to 552 and encodes 183 amino acids. The transcript is spliced from 2 exons.